CUGACUACAACCUGCCUUCAGACGACGCCCCACGGCCCGUGAGAUUUGCGCACCAGAGCGCCGCCGCAACCACCGUGCGUAUUUUUCUCGCGCCAGAAGGAAACCAUCCUCGUUCGGUCUCCUCCGUCCUCACGUUCCUGCCGGGCUGUGCGCACACGCUGCCCCGCGGCAUCACCUCAGCAUUACCAGGCAGGCUGCCUCUCAGAGGAGGAGGAAGAAGCAGCAGCAGCAGUAGAGGAGGAGGAGGAAGAGGAGGAGGAGGAGGAGGAGGAGGAGGAAGGGGUGGCAGAGUAUUCCGAAUUGACGCUCAGAAAUAAACAAGACGACAGACAGCCUGGUUUUGGGAGACGUCCGCGGCGGGGAAGCGAAUCUGCAUGAUGGCUGAUGAAGUGUCCCAAGAGGAGAGAAUCCAGGCCAUCUCUGAGAAAAGGAAGAAGCAGACGGAGAUCGAGAACAAGAGGAGGCAGCUGGAUGAUGACCGAAGGCAACUCCAGCAUCUCAAGCAAAAGGCACUGAGGGAGCGCUGGUUGUUAGACGGAGCUCCGGCCGAGGAGGAGACUCAGAAGCGUCUGCACGAGGACGAGGUGAAGACCAAACUUCUGGAGCAGGUCAUCCUCAGGCUGGAGCGAGACAUUGAAGAGCUGGAGAACGAGGAGCCAGAGAACCAGGGUGUGGCCAAAGAAAAUGGAGGUGAAAAUGGAGUAGUGCAGACCUCCGGUCACACCCCCAAGAGAGAGGUGACAGGGAUAGAGGCCAAGCUGCUGGGUCCCAGUCCUGACCAGGCCAGCGAGGACAACCCCGUCACGCUGGUGUUCAUGGGCUACAAGACCGUGGAAGAGGAGCAGGAGAGCCGCACGGCCCUGGGAAUGGAGGAGGCGGACGGCAACGUGAAGGCCGAGUUGGUCGUGAUCGAAGACGGGGAGGGGAAGGCCGGCGGAGAGGCAGCCGCCGACGAGCAGGCGCCGCCCAACGGCAGCAUGGCAGAGAAGGAGAAGGCCAAUGGGGCCGGGGAGGAGGGAGAGAAGGAGAAGGAGAAGAAACAGACCUGCAAGUGUUGCACGGUCAUGUGAGAUGUGUGCAUGUAAAUGUGUGUGUGUGUGUGUGUGUGUAAAUGUGUGCGUGUGUGUGUGUGUGUGUGGAUGGGGACACACCUGCAUCUGUGUGAGUGUGUGUGUGUGGAUGGGGACACACUUGUGCAUCUGUGCAGGCAUGUGUCUGUAUUUGAAGUGUGUGUGUGUCUGUGUGUGUGUGUGUGUGUGUGUCUGUAUGUGUGUGUGUGUGUGUGUGUGUGUGUGUGUGAGGACUGGGGGGAAAUAACAGAAAGCGAAGUACACAGCCGAUUUACCAACAAUGAGAGCCAAUACAAGCUCCAGCUACAACAAGAACCACAAAGACUCAUACGUACACUUUACUCGGUAUACUUUCUCUGAUAUGUAUUUGACUUUUGAUUUCUAUUGAUAUUUUUCUAUUUUUCUGUCUUGACAUUUAUAUUGUAUUCAGUAUGUAUAUCUUUAAUUAUGGGACUGUGUACUGUAAGUUCAUUGUCAUUAUUGUUGGGGGGAAAAAAACUGUAAUAACUGUAUUAGCUCUCUGGAUUGUACUGCGAACCCACUUGGGUGGGGGGGGGGGGGGGAUCUGGAAACUCUAAACCAUUUAACAGCAAACUAUGAAGGAUACAGAUACUUAAAUAUAUAUAAAUAUAUAUUUGUCUGUGUAGGCCUACCAACUAUUUAUCAGUCAAUUUCAUAUUACAAUAUUGUCUAAGAUAUUAUUUUAAAUAGUAUUUUAAUAUAUUGAUAUGAAAUUAUGUUUUAUACAAUGUAUUUAUUGUUUUUGGCUUCUCUAUACCAUCCCCAACCAUUAACUGCAUGUAAAGCUUGUAAGCACUUAGCGUAACAAUCAUCACAAGUGUCCGUGCUUUCUUAGACUCAUAUGUGCUCAUAUCUAAAGUCACACAAGUGUUUCGAUCGGUAACGGUGAGUAUAAUUUUGCGGUGUUAGAGAUAUGCAUUGACUUUUAAUAGGGAAACUACAACACUGACCACGUUGCAAACUGCAUAGACGCUGUACUUGACACGUGUACACGAGGAUCACAGCUUUUGUCUUUUUACUUUUGUCGAGUAAGAUGGACACACUUAAGAAGCCGUUGCACAGCGACUAGAAAUGCUUUAAGGAUUUUUUGCUCUCUCAGCCGUAGAAUCAAUGUAAAUCUUAUGAGGUAGCACUGCAUGAAGCCUUGCAACAUUUUUGACUGUCUUUGUCACUUUUGUUCGGUCUUUUUAUUCUGUGCUGUCACGUUCACAUGAAUGUAAAGUCCAGGGGUUAAAUUGGGAUUCACUCUACCGUCAUAACAAGAAGAGGCGAGUUCGCUCGGCGGUAAAAAAAAAAAAAAACUAAAGAAAAAAGAAGAAGAAGGUUUUUGUCUCUUUAUCAACCAAAUAAAAUCUGAUGAUUCUGUAA
Messenger RNA from Pleuronectes platessa (European plaice), 2459 nucleotides. RefSeq names its product paralemmin 1b (gene palm1b). Gene Ontology annotation, biological process: regulation of cell shape. The record is from RefSeq and is a predicted model, not a curated record. Lineage: Eukaryota; Metazoa; Chordata; Actinopteri; Pleuronectiformes; Pleuronectidae. Gene Ontology annotation, cellular component: membrane. Bases 375 to 1070 code for a protein of 231 amino acids. The transcript is spliced from 6 exons.